This is a messenger RNA of Prorocentrum cordatum, 2625 nucleotides long. Lineage: Eukaryota; Dinophyceae; Prorocentrales; Prorocentraceae. The record is from the annotation of a GenBank genome assembly.
CUCCGGUAGCCCCAGGGUCCGUAGCGAUUUUGGCUCAAGGAUGCUCUGAUACGAAGUCCAACGAGUGCCGACACAGGAAAGCCUCAGGCACAAGCGCGCUUUGAAGCGGCAGAGAUGGCAGGCGAACAAUCGAUGACAUGUGAAUCGGUUGCCAGCAGACCCUCCUGCCUGGAGCGAGAGUACCCGAUGUUCGUGGUACCCAUGCAGAGGAUGUUUGAGAAGGAUCGCUUCCAGAUCCACGAGGACCUCCGCGACGAGGACAAGCUGGUCGAGCACAAAGAAGAGUCCGCCGACCCUGUGGUCUUCCUCUCGCAGACGUGGUUCUCAGCCUCCCACCCGGACCCGGACGGCGUCAAGCACGACCUGUGGAAGCGGAUGCUGGAGAAGAUGAAACAGUCGAAGCUGAGAGUCAAUGUGCACUGGCUGACGGAACUGUUCUUCGGCACAAGCACGACCGGUCUUGAGGACAAACUGAAGGACGUCGCCGAGAAGGGCUUCUAUUGGAUGGACAUCGAGUGCUGCCCUCAGCGCAACAAGGAUAAAAUGGCCAUGGCAUGCCGCUCCAUCCCCCACUAUGUGCAGAGGAGCUCCUUCUUCAUCGUGCUGGUGCCGCAGUCCCUGCAUGUGGAGAAGGGCGUUGUCGUCGAUUGCCGCACGUGGGAGCGGCGCGGCUGGUGCCGCGGCGAGCGGGCCUUCAAUGCCCUGUCCCAGAACCCGAAGCUCUGCAUCGUCGCAGAGUCGACAUCCUUCGUGUACGUCCAGAUGUCGCGCGAUUGGCUGUGGCGGCAGCCAUGCACCGGCGACCUGACCGCGGAGUCGGAUCGGGACGCGAUCGGGAGUGCGCUCCUCAGCGCGCUGGACAGCUGCGCGGAGCACGCCCGCCAGAAGGGAGACAUGACGAGAUGCCGAAUGACGCUCGCGAUCAAGCCCGAGCAGCUGAGAGGCAGCGAGUCGGGCGUGAUCCUGGAGCCCGACUUCAACGAUUGGAUGCAGCAGAUGGGGUUCACGUCUCACGAUGAUGAGAAGGGCACCGGGUGGACGCCACUGCGGUUCGCCAUGUACGCAGGGUUCCUCAACGUGGCCCGGGAGCUCGUGAAGAGGGGUGCAGACGUGAACGCCCCGCUCUCGGAGGGGAACCCUGGGUGGGGCUGGCACAUGAAGGGCUGCACUAUUCUGCACGGCCUGAGCUUCAUGCGCGACGACCCUGUGGGCAUGGAAUUCCUCAUCGAGCAGAAGGCGGACCCCACCAAGGCGUACCAGGACAACUUGGUUCCACACAUCGUCGCCAUGAACGCUGGCCGCGUCGGCAACGUCGACGUGCUCAUGAAGCACGCCCCGAAGCUUGCACUCCAUUGCGACGAUCUCGGUAAUAAUUGCUGGCACGUUGCGCUGUUCGGAGGUCAGAGCGAGGCAUUCAAGUACUUCACGGAGAAGUACCCAGACUAUGUCGACAAAGAUUCUUUCGCAUUUGGAUCGAACGUUGUUGGGUCAGCUGUUCUGGAUGCUUGUGAUUUAGAGUGCACCAAAGCGGUCCUUGCAAUGAACCAUGAUGCCAAUUUCAAACAUCAGCCUGGCAAGCUGUCCCCCAAGAUAAAGGUCGGCAUGAGGAUCAACCAGGCAUUCAAUUACAUGUCGGGCAGCCCGUCGAUGCUGAACGAGUACAUGGCAAACAUGGACUCAGCCACGCCGAUCAUGCUCGCCAGUUUCUUGGGGAACCUGCCCGUGGUCCAGGAGCUGCUGAAGGCCAGGGCGCACGUCGACGCGACCAACUCCUACAACCGCACGGCGCUCACCGUCGCGGCCAUGCAGGGGCGAGUGGAGAUCGUCAAGGAGCUCCUGGCAGCAGGGACCAACGCCACCAUCGUGGACACCUGGGGCCGCACCGCCGGCGACUGGGCGCGGUUCCGCGGCCACGAGCGCGCCGCGGUGCUCCUGCCCGCCGGCGCCAGCGCCGGCGGGGCGUGCAGCUGCCGGAGUGCGCCGCCGGCCCCGGCGGCGGAGACGGCGUAGCCUCCCGGCGCGGCGCGGUGCGGCGCCUGCGGGCCGCUGGUGUGUCAGGACGCGUGUUCCCGCUGAUGGCCCAGUGUGUGUCGACCCUCUCACUGAUCACAGCGGACAGCUCAGCUGCACACCGCGCGCGGGACGGAGCCAUGGGCACACGGGUCCCUCGAUUGCUUUCUGUUUUAAAUUUUUUAGGCUGAUGCCGCACGGCACACGAUCACUCGGGACUCUGCAAACUGCAUGUUCCCAGCAACACGUGCCGCGCCCCUCGCCGCGGGCGCCCCCAUGGGGCCGCCCGCGGCGGCGGCGCCCACGAGGGCUCCGGCCGCCCAGGUGGCCUCGUCGGCACAUCCUCUGCCUAGCCGCGCGCUAUUUCGGGCCGCCCGAGCCCGAGCCGCGACUCACCGUCUGCCGCACGCCCCCCCUGGCCUCUGGUUCCCGUUUUGCCAGGCCGUUCUGCCAUGCUGCUUCCGAGUGCCCUGUAUUUUUCAACGUCAGGCUCGGAUUUGCCGGCUUUGACGGGGAACUCUGUGCCACCGUUUUGCCUGGGAUGGGCGCCCGACCUUGGUGUGCUCACAGAUGCUAUGAGGUUCGGAGUAUGCAGGGCAGCGAGGAAAACAACAA